AUGUAUCCCCAACCGGGUGCCCCUAUGGCACCGCCACAAAAACCGGAAACUUUCAUGCUGUCGACCGAAGCGCAGCAAAGCCUCCCGCAUGAUGCGCAGGUCGCCCUCCAGCAAGUGGAUAACCUCAAAUACUUUCUCCUGUCAGCCCCCGUCGACUGGCAACCCGAUCAGCUCAUUCGUCGUUUCCUCCUUCCAACCGGCGACUAUGUCUCCUGUGUCCUCUGGAGCAACCUCUUCCAUAUCUCGGGUACCGACAUCGUGCGAUGCCUCGCUUUUCGAUUCCAGGCAUUCGGCCGCCCCGUCAAGAACUCCAAGAAGUUUGAAGAAGGCAUUUUCUCCGACCUGCGCAAUCUCAAGGCCGGAACCGACGCGAGCCUGGAGGAGCCCAAGAGCGGGUUCCUGGACUUCCUGUACAAGAACAACUGCAUUCGCACCCAGAAGAAGCAGAAGGUUUUCUACUGGUACAGCGUCCCGCACGAUCGAUUGUUCCUGGACGCGCUGGAGCGCGACCUGAAGCGCGAGAAGAUGGGCCAGGAAGCGACCACGGUCGCCGUCGGCGAGCCUGCCAUGUCUUUCGAAUUCGACUCGUCCCAGUCCCUGUACGAGCAAUUGACCAAGGCUCAACAAGCGAACUCGUCCUCGUUUGCUGCCCACGCAAGUACGACAUAUGGUCAGCCCAACUCUCCCGUUGUUCGGACCGUUGACGCAAUGCCUCCUCCGCAGAUGGCUCCCCCAGCGAUUCCGCUACUCCAGGACGAUUCGGGUCACCCUCCGAUGUACAGCCACCCGCCGAUGCCCCUUUCGAACAACCUGGUCCAGAGCAUCAUUAAGCGUGAGCAGGACUACGGCCCCAUUCAGUAUGAUCGCAACGGAAUGCCGUUCUCCCGCAUCCACCACCGCCAUUCCUCCAUGCCCACCUUCUACGAGUACUCGCCCGCUCCGUCCUUCGUUUCCUCUCAGUACGAGGACUACAGCAAUCGCGGUCUGUCCUUCGAGCCUGUCACCCCUCCUCCGCACUCGAUUGGUCUCGGGACGGAGCCUGCCUAUAUUGCGAACGAAGACACCGGCCUCUACAGUGCGAUCCCGGACCUGUCUAGUGCGGGUCAUGCGCCGUAUAACCCUAUGAUGCAGCUGCCGCCGUCUAAUUUUGCCGCUGCCGGUCACUACCCUGCCGCUUCUCGGUCGUUUUCUUCCAGCGCCUACUCAGCCAUUGAGGGAUCUCCGACCUACAAGCAGCGCAGGCGACGACCGUCAGUGACCCCGGGUCCCUCGAAUGGCACCCCCGGUGUCAUGUGUACAUCUCAGCCUCCAUCCGCACAGCCUUCCAACUACGCUGCCCACCGGCCCAGCGACCUUCGACGCUCCGUGUCCAGCUCUGUGGCUCCCGUUGCCGAGGGCGAUGAGUCUCACCAUGACUUGUCGCGUACGUACCCGAGUGCAAUGCUACCUCAGAAGGAUCUGCUUCGGGAAAUUUCCCGUCAUGGAACUCCUCUGCAGAAUUUGGACGACAAUGUUGACCAGCACUCGGUGCCAAUGAGCCACCCUUCCCAUGAUCUUGCAGCACUCCCCACUAGUGCAGCCAUCGGAACAAGCGUUCAAAACAGCACGAGCCGUUCCGAUCGCUCAGGUCCUGGCCCCGCUCGUCGAGCUCGAAGCGCCACGAUGAUGGAAUUGGGCCCGUACCCGCACAAGUCACAUUCAUGCCCUAUCCCUUCCUGCGGCAGACUCUUCAAGAGGUUAGAACAUCUCAAAAGACACGUGAGGACCCAUACUCAAGAACGCCCAUAUCCCUGCCCCUACUGCAGCAAGGCCUUCUCGCGUUCUGAUAACCUUGCACAGCACCGUCGCAUCCAUGAAGCUCAACACGACGGCCAACUGCCCAUCGCGCAUGACGAAGACCUGGACGAGGCAAACGACUUCGAGUCCGGCGAGGAGUCACCUCCGCCUGCUCCCGCACACACCAUGGUCAACAUGCCCACGAUGACGACCAUGGGUUCAUCUAUGACUAUGCCAUCGGCCGUGCCGAAUAUGGUAGCAUCUCAGAUGAUCGCACCCCAACUUCUUCAGCAUAUGUAA
This is a messenger RNA of Penicillium cinerascens, 2076 nucleotides long. RefSeq names its product sexual development transcription factor SteA (gene steA). Lineage: Eukaryota; Fungi; Ascomycota; Eurotiomycetes; Eurotiales; Aspergillaceae. Gene Ontology annotation, cellular component: Ste12p-Dig1p-Dig2p complex; nucleus; Tec1p-Ste12p-Dig1p complex. The record is from RefSeq and is a predicted model, not a curated record. Bases 1 to 2076 code for a protein of 691 amino acids. Gene Ontology annotation, molecular function: DNA-binding transcription factor activity. Gene Ontology annotation, biological process: regulation of DNA-templated transcription; sexual reproduction. The transcript has 5 exons.